CAAAAUUAAAUUCCCAUUAAGACAAAUAAUUUCAAUUUAUUUCUCAUAACUUAAUCCUUACAAUAUAAAUAAAGGAAUAAACUAUGAGAAAAGGGGCUGGAAAAAACCACACGAAUACUUAUACACACUACAGUGUUCACAAACUGAUAUACACCUCACAUAAGAAUUUUGCAGAAAAUCAAAACAGCAACAAUAGUGACGAAAAACAAACAGACAAAUUGGAACAAAUGGAGUAGUUCUUGCCGGAGAAUCACCGUCACGAGUAAACCUUGUAAACUGCACCAAUAACAACCCCUGAAAUCAUCAAAACCGAACCGUAUGGACCACCGUGUGCAACCCGCUACCACCGCCUAAGGACUCUACCGCUGCCGGAACCACGUUCGACAACGCCACCGGCAUCCUACUUCAUUUUCGAUGGCAUCCAGGUCGAGCGCUUCUAAAAAGAGAAAGGUCGGGAGCACUUCCUGUACCGUGCCCAUACAGUUCGACACCGACAAAUUCGUAGGUGCAAAGCAAGCCGCUCGCUAUGUGGCUUUGGAAAAGAGAAAAAUUUUGCCAGAGAAAAGGUUUAUAAUCAACCCCGAAGGCGAAUACUGUACAUUUGCUGGGUUGAUUCAUAGCAAGAAGUGGGACCGGUUGAUUGCUCCGCUUGAGCACUAUGACAUCGAAAUAGUGCGUGAGUUCUACACGAACACACUACCUAACGACGACGAGCCAUUCACAUGGACGACUAGAGUGUCCGGCCGUCCGGUUGCUUUCGAUCGGGAUGCAAUUAACCGUGUACUGGGUGAACCGCUCCAUCCGGGGGCAAAUGAGAGGGACACAUACCAUAGGGAUUUGAGGCUCCACCGGGAUACCGAUUCUAUUUCUGCUGCCCUAUUAUUUGAGGGGAAAUCAGUUGAGUUGAACCCGUCUGGGGUUCCGAUGAGAUACCAUAGGGAGGACAUGAUUCCCAUGGCUCAGCUGAUCCUAAUGCUGGUUCUGACCAAUAUAAAACCCAAGUCUCACACUUCAACCGUGCCGAUCCUAGUGGCACACUUGGUUCACUGCAUUCUCACGAAUAUUCAGAUUGAUGUGGCGAGGAUAAUUGCUUUAGAGUUGAAGUCCGUGAUUGAGAGCGGGCUAAAGUCGGGGGCACGAGUUAACUGUCCCCUUGCUUUCCCGUGUCUCAUCAUGGCUUUGUGCCAACAUUCGAGGGUGAAGCUACCCUCCCGGAGUCAAGUGAGGAUCCCGCCAGCUAUCAACGACAGAUAUGUGGCCAAGUACUGCAAACCGAAGAACUUCAGGAGUAGUUCAACUGCUGAUGUACCGGGGCUUCUGAUGGUCCUGGUACUUUUGCUCAGGGAUCCGAUCCUUUCCAGCAGGCUGUCUGCAACUAUAAUUGGGAUUGGAUGGCGGCAACUCAGCGCGCCAUGCUUGAUAUUCACGAUUCUAUGCAGUUGUUACAGUUGCAGGUGCGUGACCCCUGCGGUGAGCAUUCAAUGAUGACAUGUGAGCAGUUUCUGCAGCACGCUAGCUGUCCUGUGGACAGGCCUGUGUUCGGAGAGGGGGCGGGUGGCGGUGCUUCUGGUGCUGAUACUUCUGGUGGUGCUGAGGAUGGUGAUGACGAUGAUAGUGAUGAUGCUACCGGUUCUGAAGCCGGUAGU
Molecule: messenger RNA, 1646 nt
Organism: Lathyrus oleraceus (garden pea)
Lineage: Eukaryota; Viridiplantae; Streptophyta; Magnoliopsida; Fabales; Fabaceae
Exons: 2
Coding region: 415-1485 (356 amino acids)
Source: RefSeq, a predicted model, not a curated record